Naegleria lovaniensis is the source of this 555-nucleotide messenger RNA. RefSeq lists its product as uncharacterized. The record is from RefSeq and is a predicted model, not a curated record. Gene Ontology annotation, molecular function: calcium ion binding. The coding region runs from base 1 to 555 and encodes 184 amino acids. NCBI's taxonomy places the organism in Eukaryota, Heterolobosea, Eutetramitea, Acrasida, Naegleriidae. The transcript has 4 exons.
AUGGGCGGAAAACAGUCGAUGCAUAAGGAAAUAAAUACAAUAUCAAAACAAUUUAGUGUGGCCAAGCGAGAUUUGAAAGUACUGUUUCAGAACCUCGUUCAAAGAUUUCCUUACGGAUCUGUUCCGAGGGACCAACUUUCGAAAAUCAUGAAUCUAUCAAACCCAACAACGCAGAUGGUUGAUUCUUUAUACUUCUUAUUUGACAUCAACGAUGAUGGAAUUGUAUCUAUACCAGAGUAUGUGGUGGUAAUGUUGCUUUAUGAACGAGCCUCUCCACUUGAAAAAAUACUAUUUGCAUUUGAUGUUUAUGAUACAGAUAGAACUGGAAAAAUCACUCAUGACGAAGUUGAGAGAAUGAUUGCCCAACUCUAUAAAAGCUUUCCAAAAGAAUUUAAGGAGAGUGGGAAAACGCCAGCCGAAUUUGCGCACGACUUUUUCUCUGAGCUAGAUGUUGAUAAGGAUGGAUCAAUCACACGAGAGGAAUUUGCAAAGGUAGCUCUCAACCAUAAUUUGAUUUCCAUGGCCCUCCAAAAUACCCUGAAUACCACCAUGUAA